This is a messenger RNA of Haliotis rubra (blacklip abalone), 1087 nucleotides long. RefSeq names its product abnormal cell migration protein 21-like. The transcript is spliced from 3 exons. The record is from RefSeq and is a predicted model, not a curated record. Bases 1 to 438 code for a protein of 145 amino acids. NCBI's taxonomy places the organism in Eukaryota, Metazoa, Mollusca, Gastropoda, Lepetellida, Haliotidae.
AUGCUAUUACGUCAUAAAGCUGAUGAAGUCACAGUGCGAUCAUUGCUCAAGAAGCCUAAUGACAACAAAAAUGGCGGAUGGAGUGGCUGGGCAGAGUGGGCACAUUGUCGUGGUUUUCCGUCUUUGGAGCGUCGCGUUCGUUACUGCAACAACCCACUUCCGGAACUAGGCGGAAGCUGCACUGGAGCAGAUGAAGAACACAAGCCAUGUGAAGCUUACCUGUACUGGACACUUCUGAAGCAGGGAGCCAAGAUGUCUACGGCAAUCAAGGCGAAGAUCUCAGUAAGGUCAAAGACAGACUGUUGUACUGCCUGCCUCAUGUAUGCUGAAUGCCGUGGCGUCAGUUACAGCAAAACUACGUCAUCAUGCAUCGUUGCCAAUCCUGCAGCUUCCUCCUUUGAAGAUGAUGAUAAUUGGGACACGUGGAUCAAAAAUUAAAGAAACUUGAAAUUUGAGGAAAACACGAAUACGUGAAACAAUUAAUUUAUGUCACUUUGAUGUUUUUACACUAAGUCACUUUAUUUAUUAUAACCAUUGUCAGUUUCAUCUAAUAUAUCUUGGUAUCAUUUUCUUGCUGGAAAUCCAUUGUUUUAGAUAAAGUUGCUUUGCUGAGAACAAGCCAUGAUGAAAAACCCGAAUCACUCUGCCAGUAUGGAUACAUAGUUCUAAAUUUUCUACAUUACCAUAAUACUGUGUCUAUUUCAACUUUCUCAUUAUGAAGUUGUGUAAUCAUAAACUAUGAUGGGCAAAAUUCAAUCGAUUGAGGGCAAGAUAUGAUUAUUUCACCUUUUGAAGUUGGGUUUUGACAGAUGUAUCCCCAUUUUUAUUCUAUACCUUUGUGCCUCCAACGUAAAUUUUCCAUCCAUGGUGUCUCCAAAUAGCGGUAACAUGGAGGUAAUGGAUGACUUCAGUGUAGGAGCUGCCACUAUUCCACCAGCAUAGAUGUCCCCCGUUUUUCUUUUAUCAGGGAUAAUAUUAACAACCCAGCUCACGUGAGGGUUUGCCUCAUUAUUUUCCUUCAUUGUUGGAAUCCUUAUUGUGAGUGAGUGAGUUUAGUUUUACGCCGCUUUCUUAGUCCAGCAAUAUC